AUGGAGGACUACGACAGGUUUGUGCAGCGUUGUGUCUCCCAGCUGAGGAAAAGUGAGGAGGAGCAGGAACACAGCGCACCUUCACCUCCAUCCUCUCUCAUCCGUGUCUAUGGACGGCCCAUCCUUCCUCCCCUGCUCUCAGAGGAGCAGAGAGAGGAGAUGCAGCAACACAGAGAUGCAGCACAGAAAGCUGCUGGACACAUAAAGUUGAAAGAUGAAUCAAGAAUGGCCUUUGUACAAACCAUACUGCACAGUGUACAGCUGAGGAAGACACCAACACUGGAGGAGUUGCUUCAGGAGUCAGAGAACACAAAAUCCUUAUACUCCCGCAACACCAGUAGUGGAUCAGUGUCACAGAGUAAUUUUUUUAGCGUUACAAAGGAUAGUCUGUUGCUCUCGCCACCCCCUUUAAGGCAAGGAAAGGAUGAGUUUUCUCUUCUUCCAGCGACAUCAACGAUGUAUAGUGCCUUUUUCACUUCUGAUGUGAUACCUCAGCAAAGUUACCAUGAGGGAUGCCUUGUUGACCAACAUGACAGCCAAAAGGGAUCACAGCCAAGCUCCCUUAAUGAUGUGAGCCACCAGUCACUAUCCUCAGGUUAUAUGACCUACGAGAAUGUUGAUAACACCAUCGGUGUCUCUGGAAUGAUUGAUGCAGGGAGCGAGAGCCAUGUCUUUGGCUCCUCAGAGGGAGGUCAUAGUAUGAGUGGCUUUUUCCUUCACAGCACCUCACAUACAAUUGCCAAGAUGCCAGAAAUUAUUAGCCACCCUCCCAUAGAUGGAGAGGAAUUAGAGAAGAGUGGACUGGAGCCAUUGUUUUGUAAUAACUUCACAGCAGUAAAAGACAUUUGUUGCACCUCAUUCCAGGAGGAUUCAGUCAAAUGUAACCAUUUACCAGCAGAAAAAUCUGAAAGCAGCCAUGUGGACAGCACAGAGAGUGGAGAUAACCGUCACUCUACUACAGUACUUGACCUUAACAAAGAUCACAUUUUGGACAUAAGUGAGGACCCAGUCUCUUCAUCAGACAACACUGGCUUUUCAGAUAAUCCAGAAUUAUCAGAGACAUUAAGCACUCGUCACUGUCCAACAACAGGACUGCAUAGUCAGCACGAACCCACUGAAACAGAACCAGCAGACAACCAUGUAGAUGAAGCAAAGCUAUCUGAGGAGCCUUAUCGUCUGAGCCUCCAGGCCUUGCUGAAGAAAUCUCAGGAGUAUCGGCGCCACCAGCGGAUGCUCAGGAACCAAGCCAAAAACACUAAAAUCCAGCAGAGGACUCAAGAACAGCCAAGAGCAAGGGCAGAGGAGCAGAGCCUCUCUGAUAAGGAGAAUGACGAGUCCCCUUACAGGGCUACUGUGACUGGUGAAGGGAAGAAAACUAAAGAGAAGAGAGACACUUUUACUCUGACAGUGGAAACUUCAUUAAAGAAAUCCUGGGAAAAUGAGAAGAUGAUUGAAAGUGAGUUCAUGGGGAAGAAGACUGAUGUUAAAUCCGAAAUCCCUCUUUUUACAGGGGAUGGGAAUUCUAAGGAAAUGACUAGAGUUGAGGAAGAAACAACUUUCAAAAAUAAUAAGCUGAACAGUUCAAAAGAGGUCAUAAUGGAGCCUAAACAAAUCAGUGCCUUCAUCCAGCAACAGCCUGUGUCAACAGAAGCCUCCCCAGUCCAGGAAGCCAUUCACUUGACCAAUGAGCUGAGUGUCACCUGUUCCAAAAGUAAUUUUAAAGGAGUAGGGAAAUAUCACACUAUCCCGGCCCCUAAUUUCUGUACGAGUCCUGUUCAUUGCAAAAGCAAAGUCAGAAAUGGAGAACCUGUCGAUGCGUCCAAUACCUCAAAGGGGAAAAUUGUGUUCAAUACUGGCUUGAAUGAAGGUCUCAGUGCUGAUGGAGAAAGUAACCUGGGACAUCAAAACAGUCCCACAGCAGUUCCUUCCACUGUGAAUCUCACGAUUGAAGGCAAUGUUACAAAUGUUUUAGCCAAGAGUUCAGCGCACAUAGAUCAGCUUGAGUCAAACCUGUCCAGUCUAAAAGUUCUGAUCUCAGAUCUGGAGUCCACCGUAAAAGAAAACUUGGAGGAUCACAGCCAAACUGACAGCAACACGCCAAGUGAGUUCAGAGUUCAAGGUAUUGCGCAUUCUGAGCAAAAUAGAAAUGAUCAAUAUGUGCAGCUAUGUCAAAAUGAUUGUUUUGAUUGGGAGUACAAUCUGAGGGAUGAUGAUGUUGAUGCAAGUGAUGCAGAAUAUAGGGAGUGGCCAAGAACACAAUCAUUCAACAAUAGCCAAAAAGUGCAUGAAGAUACAGGACCUGAAUCAGUCUUCAGUGAUGCGGAUGAUGUUCUUAUCAUGCAGGAAAAGGGAACAGAGGAAAUUAAUUUGAAAGAGAUCAAGCUAAUCAAAACCUUAGUUUCAGAGAAAGUCAAGGAAAAAGGAACAAGUAAAAAAGGACUUGCGCAGAGUUUUGGACUGCAUGGCAGCUGUAGAGUGCAGCAGCCACCAGCUAAAUGUAUCCUGUCUGUAGCACAGCAGAUGCGUAUUCCUGAGGCAUUCAGAAAUGUUCCAUCUAAAACGAUGGCUCAGUGUAACUUGUCAGUGCUUUCGGAUACCAGUAACCAUCCAGUGGAAAGGAGGAAUGAGAUGGCUGUGGAAGGUCAUGACUCUACUCACUCGCCAUCUCUCAACCAGUCCUAUGAUGUGGACACACCAUCUGGCCUGUGGCUCCUCGAGGGGCCAGGGUCCGACUUGGGCUUGAAAGGUCACCUUGAUCAGGAGAAGCACCUGACCCCAGAGAGUGGGGGUGAAGGUCAGGGUGGUGUAUCCAAGGUCAAACGGAGACUGCUCAUGCACACAACAGAAGAGACCCGCGAAACGAGUGCUGAUACCAGCAGAGGAGCAGGUUGUGUGGUCAGACCCAGUUCCAGCACUCCCAGAGCUGCAGUGAGGUGGUACGAAGGCCAUGGCAGUCAAAAGAACAAGCAAGAAGAACUGAAACAGGCCCAUGCUGCUCAGGUUAGAGCCCUGCAAGAUGAGCACAGGAGACAACAGGAAGAACUACUACAGGCAUUAGCGGUGCGUUACCAUCUCCUCCAGAGCAUGUCCUUCCCCUGCUCCAUGUCAACCUCACGUCUCAGGGACACGCUGACCUUUUCUACCCUCUCUCAGCCCUCCAGCCCACUGUCAGAGCACUGCCGCCCCCUGCUGUCGGCAGCCGUGAGAGGCUUUCUAACUCGCAGGCUGCUGAGGACGGAGAGAGUGGCGCAGCUGGUGCGCACCAUCAGGGACACACAGCAGUUCUUGCAUGCCUUCCAGCAGCAGAGUCCCGGCAGAGGAGAGUCCUGUAGCAGACAGGACCUCUUAUUGCAAGAGAGAGUCACUCUGCAGCUGCGUGCUGCACGUUAUGAGGUCUACGACAUAUUCUUCAGCCUGUCAGCCGGAGAGAGGAUGCAGCUCAUCAGCUGGGACAGAGAGCUUGCACGGGAGAGAGAGCUCAGACGACAGAGUGGACACACAGGCCAGCCCAGUGGAAAGAGUUCUCUGUCAGCAGCAACACAAAAGUCACUGGAGAGGAAGAGAGGAAUGAUGAUCCAGAAAAAGGCAGAAAGGCAUAGGGGGGCUGCAACAAGGACUGGACAUAAGACUGGAUUCUCUGCUGAGCAGUCGCUGGAAACCAAACGAGGACAGUUCAGAGCAAAUCCUCAGAGGGUUCCCAAGAGCACUUACUCCACCAGACCCCGAUGACACUUUCCUAAUUGGCCCCAGUGAGGACUCCUAAUAAGGCCUCUAGCGAUUACAUGAAUAUUGUAUAACUAAUCAUCUGAGAAUUUCCAAAUCCAAAAUCCAAAUUUGACACAAAGUGAAGCCUGUUGCUUACUAACAUAUUUUUGUAUUUCAUAUCCGGAGUUCUGGGGAAUGUUUUUUCACCCUCUUCAAGCAGGGUAUAAAUUAUUAUAGUGACUACAGCUCAUAAAACUUCACGGUAACCGCUGUCUGCAAUAGAAAUUCUUUACCAGUCCUUUUCAGUGUAUUCAUGUUGAAUAUGUUACUGGGAAAAAUGUUUUGCUGGCAAAAACACUUUGGAAUCCUUUGGCAGCAUCUUCACAGCUCUGCACUGCACCUGAAAAAUGAUCUGUAAACUUUUUUUUUUCACAGCAGACAUAGGAAACGCACAAGUUCAGUCAUGAAUGAUAUCGAUGAUAGCUCCAUUCCAGUGGCCAGUGGUUCCCAACCUGGGGAUCAGGAGGUAGAGCUUGUGAGAUAAUUAGCACUGAAAAGCAGCAGCAACAUAUUUGUGCAACACUAGAUUAUAGAUUUUUUUUGUUGUAAUUUGAGUAUUUUUCAAUUCAAUUACUGGACCAAGCUUCUAAAAAAAUUCUCAGAAAAGUCAUUGUGUUAUGGAAAAAGUACUCAUUGGCUAAUUGUUUACUUGUAUACUUGCAACAUGUGAAGUAGCUCAGCCAACUUGGAGUGCAACUAUGAUUAAGGUUAAUAAUUACAUCUGUGCCUAUCACGUUACAGUAUGUCAAAAUUUCCACCCCUAAAAACCUUUAUUGACCAGUUAAUUACUUGAAUGUGCAUUUCAGUGUUUUUCCAGUUGCCCAAUGUUAAACCUCUGCUUUGUAGGCUGGACUCACAUUUAAUUAUCCAGUUCCUUUGUAUUUAUGUGCCUGAUUAAUCGCCACCAAAAACAGACCAUCUUCAGAUGUAUUAGCACACAACUCACUCAGUAUGACAUUUAUAGUAUUUUGUACCCGCACAUGUCCAAAUGUUAAUAUCCAGCUUGAUGUUGGUGUUGAUGCUAACACUUUAAUAGUGUUUUACUACCAAGUGUUGCCUUAAAUACUUGUCCUAGAGUAUAUGGAUUACAUAUUAGCCAAAACACACAUGAACCUUUGCUAUUUUUUUUAUUCUUAAGGAUUUUGGAUCUGUUUUAUUUGUUAUUUAUUUCUAUGUGGCUGGCAAUAAAUGUUUCUUAAUA
Molecule: messenger RNA, 4966 nt
Organism: Seriola dumerili (greater amberjack)
Lineage: Eukaryota; Metazoa; Chordata; Actinopteri; Carangiformes; Carangidae
Gene: cp110
Exons: 10
Coding region: 1-3729 (1242 amino acids)
Biological process (GO): centriole replication; centrosome duplication; regulation of cytokinesis
Cellular component (GO): centriole
Source: RefSeq, a predicted model, not a curated record